Messenger RNA from Balaenoptera acutorostrata (minke whale), 5828 nucleotides. RefSeq names its product phospholipase A2 group IVF (gene PLA2G4F). Gene Ontology annotation, biological process: glycerophospholipid catabolic process. Gene Ontology annotation, molecular function: calcium-dependent phospholipid binding; calcium ion binding. NCBI's taxonomy places the organism in Eukaryota, Metazoa, Chordata, Mammalia, Artiodactyla, Balaenopteridae. The record is from RefSeq and is a predicted model, not a curated record. Gene Ontology annotation, cellular component: cytosol. The transcript is spliced from 20 exons. Bases 54 to 2603 code for a protein of 849 amino acids.
GCAGCCAGAGGAGCGCAGGCAGGGCUUCCUGCCGGGAGCCGGGCUGCCGGGCCAUGCUCUGGGCGCUCUGGCCCAGGUGGCUGACAGGCCAGGCGCUGCCCCUCGUGGGUGCAGUGUUGCUGCAGAAGAGACAGAAGAGGGAACCUCAGCGGAGGCGGUGGCGGCGGGAGACACACCCAUACUAUGACCUCCAGGUGAAGGUGCUGAGGGCCAAAAAUAUCCGGGACGCAGACCUGUUGUCCAAAGCCGACUGCUACGUGCAGCCGUGCCUGCACACAGCGUCCUCCAGCCCCGCCCAGACAAGGGUGGUAGCCAACUGCCGGGACCCCGAAUGGAACGAAACCUUCCACUACCGGCUCCACGGCGCCGUGAAGAACGUCCUGGAACUCACCCUCUAUGACAAGGACGUCCUGGACAAUGACCAGCUCUCCCAGCUGCUGUUUGACCUGAGGAGCCUCAAGCCCCACCAACCGCACAGACACACCUUCUCACUCAGCCACCAGGAUUCACAAGAGCUGCAGGUGGAAUUUGUUUUGGAGGACAGCCAGGUGCCGGCGUCUGAAGUCAUCACCAAUGGGGUCCUGGUGGCUCAGCCCUGUCUGAGAAUCCAGGGCACCCUCAGUGGAGAUGGGACAGCCCCACAUCAAGAGUAUGGCUCCAGGCAGAUUUGGCUGGCAGUGCCCGGGGCCCACGAGAAGCCCCAGCUCUUGCCCCUGCAGCCUCCCCUGCAGGCAGACCUCCCCGCCACGUUUACCUUCCACGCGAACCCAGUGCUCAGUUCCAGGCUGGAGGUGGAGCUGAGAGAGAAGCUCACGGUCCUGCAGAACGGCCCAAGUGCUGAGCUGGAGGUCCAGAUCAGCAAGCUGGGCGAGGGGGACGUCCUGCUCUCCUCUCUGGCCCUCGGUCAGGAGCAGCAGCAUGUCGUGGCCCUGGGGGAGGGCCAGGAGGUGGCUAUGAGUGUGAAGGCAGAAGUGAGCUCUGGGGACCUGGACCUGCGUCUUGGCUUUGACCUCUGUGACGGGGAACAGGAGUUUCUGGAUAAGAGGAAGCACGUCGUGUCCAAGGCCCUCCAGCAGGUGCUGGGAUUGAGCCAGGCUCCCGACGGUAACCAGGUGCCUGUGGUGGCUGUGCUGGCUUCGGGAGGUGGAACCCGAGCCAUGUCUUCCCUCUACGGCAGCCUGGCCGGGCUACAGGAGCUCGGCGUCCUGGACACUGUGACCUAUCUGAGCGGAGUCUCUGGGUCCACCUGGUGCAUCUCCACACUCUACAAGGACCCAGCCUGGUCCCAGGUGGCCUUGCAGGGCCCUAUUGAGCGUGCCCAGGCUCGGGUCUGCAGCAGUAAGAUGGGGGCAAUGUCCAUGGAACGCCUGCAGUACUAUGCCCAGGAACUGGGGAUCCGGGAAAGCAGUGGCCACAGCGCUUCCCUCAUCGACCUCUGGGGGCUUCUCGUUGAAUAUUUCCUAUACCAGGAGGAAAAUCCUGCCAAGCUGUCUGACCAGCAGGAGGCUGUCAGCCAGGGCCAGAACCCUUACCCCAUCUACGCCAGUGUCAACGUCCGCGGCAACAUCAGUGGGGAAGACUUUGCAGAGUGGUGCGAGUUCACCCCCCACGAGGUCGGCUUACCCAAGUAUGGCGCUUAUGUUCCCACUGAGCUCUUUAGCUCAGAGUUCUUCAUGGGGCGACUGCUGCAGCUCCGCCCUGAGCCCCGGAUUUGCUACCUGCAGGGUAUAUGGGGCAGCGCCUUUGCAGCCAGCCUGGAUGAGGUCUUCCUGAAGACCACCGGCUCGGGCCUCGGCUUCCUCCAGAGGUGCAGAAGCAGUGUAAACAUCACAGACGGCUGCCAGAAGCUCCAGCUGCACGACCCAGAGAGGCUGCAAACCAGGCUCUUCACCCUCCAAGGGCCCUUCUCCCAGGCUGUGCUGGGCAUAUUCACCUACCGCUUUACCUCAGCCCAGAACUCGAACUUCACCAAGGGCCUCUGCCUGCACAAGGACUAUGUGUCUGACAGGGAGUUUUUGGCCUGGAAAGAUUCGCACCCGGAUGCCUUCCCCAACCAGCUCACUCCCAUGCGGGACUGUCUGUACCUGGUGGACGGAGGCUUUGCCAUCAACUCUCCGUUCCCGCUGAGCCUGCAGCCGCAGAGAGCCGUGGACCUCAUUCUGUCCUUCGACUACUCCCUGGACGCCCCUUUUGAGGUCUUACAGAUGACAGGGAAGUACUGCCUGGACCGAGGCAUCUCCUUCCCCAGCACUGAGGUGCCCCCUGAGGACUUGAAGGACCCCCGUGAAUGCUACCUGUUUGCCAAGGCCGAGGACCUGCGCUCACCCGUCGUGCUGCACUUCCCCCUGGUCAACCGUACCUUCCGCACACACCUGGCCCCAGGUGUGGAACGACAAACGGAUGAGGAGAAAGCCUGUGGGGACUUUGUCAUCAGUGGGCCAGACACCCCCUAUGGCAUGAUGAACUUCACCUACGAGCCCCAGGAGUUUGAGCGGCUGGUGGCCCUGAGUCGAUACAAUGUUCUGAACAAUGUGGAGACUGUGCGGCAGGCCCUCCGGCUGGCUCUGGACCGGCGACAGGCUAGGGACAGGGCUGGAGGCUGACCCGGGCUGGAGUCGGGGGACUGGGACAGAGGAGGGACUGUGGGCUCCGGACCAGGGCUUGGUAGAGGGAGGGUGGUGGACCCUGUGGGAUGAUAUCCCCUCUUGGCUGGGCUCCAGCUGGUGGGUCCCCUUGCUAAUUACUCAUCUUCGCUCUUUAAACUUGGGUCACAUUCUCUUAUCAGGCGUACAGCUGCCACCUCGUGCAAAUAGUCUCACCCUUCCCAGAAGCUAAAUGGGUGUGUCUAGAGGGCGUAUCCAUUGAUCAGGGGCAGAGUGAACGUGAACCUGCGUGUGUGUACGUGUUCCUAGUGGGGACCUGUCAGCUGCCAGGGAUGGGCAGAGGUAGAGGAAGCCUGGCUGGGAACUCAGAGGCCCGGGUUCCUGCCUUUUUCACAGAUGCACCCCCGCGAUCUGGGGGAUCUGUUUAUCAUUUCUUCUGACCCACCCAGGACCUUCCAAAUAUCUGGAGCCUCUCCAGCAUGGGCAGAUUUUAGGUGUGUGGAAAGGAGAUCCACCCUGACUGGGCUUAGCUUGGAGGUCUUGAGGUCCUCUCCCUCUGGCUAGGGCCUCUGCGGCCUCUUCUCACCCAUACCCCACCCAGCGCUGAGCCGCCUGGGGCCCUUCAGUGGCCCGGCUGCCAUAUUCACUACUCACUCGACACUCCCCUCUGCCAGGAGUGCUCUCUUUGGCUACAGCCCCUCCCUCAAUCUCUCUCUCUGUCUCUCUCUGUCUCUCUCUGUCUCUGUCUCACACACACACACACACACACACACGCAUGCUCUCCAGGGCCAAAGUCACAAUUCCUCUUCUAAUCAGGGAACUUAUGUGACAAAGCCUCACCCAUCCUGACUCUGGGAAGAAGGCCCUAGUUCUGGCUCCCGGCUGGGAGGAAGGUGUCUAGAUCCUAGCCUGUGCCCCCAGCCUGGCCUGGGACCCCAGGCCUCCAGCUGGACAUGAACUGGGGAGGCUGAGGGAGCUGGGCCUCAAAAGAGCCAGUGCUUUUAGCUGGCAUGGGGUCGGGGUAGCUUGGUUCUCUCAUGCCUGCUCACUGGGGACAAUUGCUCUUGAGAGAAGCUAUCUGGCUAGCUGGUGUUUACACAUCUUUUAUGACUCCUUAUCCUUUGACCUGCUGUCUUCCUUUUGGGUUUAUCUUUCUUUUUGUUGGAGUGCAAAAUUGAAUAGUUCUAUAGUGGAGGAUCUGUGGAAUGUAACCCUUCUGAGUCCUGAUAUGUCUGGAAUUGUCUUUUCUUGCCCUGAUUUAUAAUAGUCUGGAUUAGGGUAGAAUUCUUGGUUCAGGCUUACAUCUACUCAGAUUUUAAUGCCUCUUUGCAUUGCAUAUUGCCAAUGGGCAGCCUGAUGUCAGCUGAAUUCUCAUCCCAUUGUAGGUAAUUUAUCUUUACCUAAUUUUUAGUGUUUUCUCUUUGUCUUCGAUUUUCAAAAGUUUCACUAUGAUUUUUCUAAAGUGGGAACUUAAAAAAAAUCAGUGACCUCUUUCGAUUUCGAGAUUCAUGUCUUUUUGAAGCUCUAAGAAAUUAUCUACCAAUUGUAUCAAAACACUACUCUUCUUCAUUCUCUCUUUCUGGAUUCCUAUUAAAUGGAUAUUGAAAUGUAUGAAUCGAUCCUCUGUAUCCCUAAACUUUCCUUUUACACAUUCUGUUUUUUUCAUUUGUGCUGCAUUCUGGGGAUUUUCUUUGCAUGAUUUUUUUUGUUCACAAAUAUAUACUCCACCUGUGUCCAGCCUGCUUCUCUAUCCAUUUUUGGGGGGGUUUUGUUUAACUUUUGACUGUCACAUUUCCCUGUUUAAGUUCCCUAAUAGGAUCUUCCAAAAUUACUUGUUUUCAUUGCAUGGAAAUGCUUCACCACUUCCCUCAGAUGGUGUUAAUAUGUGCAUUUCAUGGUAUUUUCCUGAUUGUUACGUGAACAGUUUCCUUGGGGUAGGUUCUUUGUUGCCUCUCCUUCAUGGGCUUUGCCUUCUUUAUAUAUUUGGUAAUUCUUGAUUGUCAUCUCAUGUCUGAGAGGGUUGUGUACAAGCUCUGGGCUGUGAUGGCUCCUGGUCAGGUCACUGGCCAUGCACUGGCUCAGUGACCUUCAGGUGGCAGUGUGGGACUUGGGGAGGAGGCCGAAGCGAUGCAGUUCCAGAGAACUUCAGAGCCUUGAAGUGAUGCUAUGAAUUUAUUAAUCUAUAUUUAUAUCUGAUGGGUUUGGUGCUGCGGGGGGUAAGUAAAAUAUUACAGAGGAGAAUUCCAGUUUCAAGAUGAAAGACAGAGGACAGGCUGAGAUCACUUCCCAGCAUUUAAAAUUAAGUAACAAUUUUCAGUUACACAGUAAAUUUUCUGAAUUUGUCUUUUUAAGAAAUAACUUAGGUUAAAUCAGCAACUGCAUAUCAUAAAUAAUAGAACAAGUUAGGUAUCAUUGUUCCAUAACAUUCUAUUAACAAUAUCUGAGUUUUUUGAUCACCAAUAUAUUUUUUUAGUCCCCAAAUACACCAUCAGUCAGAACUGGGGUCCACUCUUCCGCGGGACAAGUUGACUCUGACACUUGCAAGGGUAAGGAGUCUCUUGGUUUGAGAGCUGCUGGCCUCACUAUGGCUCUCAGAGGCCACUUACAGGGAGCCAUGAGGGUGAAAUGAGACAAGAUGUGUGACACGCUGAGCACAGUGGCUGGCAUGCUGUGUGCUCUCAGUACUUGCUGGUUGCUCUUUUCUAAGGGGUGUUGAUGGCUCUGAGCUGCAGAGCAGUGACCUCUUGCCGGGUCCUAAAUGAUUUGGUCCUCAUCGCUCCCCGCGUCCUGCCAGGUACAUUCAGAGCAACCUGGCUCAGACCUGGGCUUGUUGCUGCCACCUUGCUGAGGGUAGGGCUGGCUGGUGAUGCUGGCCAGAGUGACCUGUCCCUAGGCCCCAACCCUCCCCUAGGCCAGGGGAAGGACCUGGCCUUCUGGGGACAUUUGACAGGACUCACUCCUUGUCUUUGCUCCAUGAAUCUUCCCCUUCUCCCUCCUUCCUCCUGGCCUGGGAGGAGGUGGUCCAUCUUCGUGUGUCCCUGUGUGCACGUGUGUGUGCUCUUUUUUAAAUUAGCUGUACCAGAGGUUUCUGGUGGUGCUGGCUGCCAUCCAAGAGGUGAGGGAAAAGCCCUCAGUGUGGGAGCCACCCAGAGGGUGGAGCCCUGAUGUCCUAACAGAUCCUUGCCUUGCUAAGCUGGGCAGAUUUAAGGCCCGUCCCUGUGGGAU